Ipomoea triloba (trilobed morning glory) is the source of this 3198-nucleotide messenger RNA. RefSeq lists its product as uncharacterized. The record is from RefSeq and is a predicted model, not a curated record. The transcript has 17 exons. Gene Ontology annotation, molecular function: chitin binding. Gene Ontology annotation, biological process: carbohydrate metabolic process. NCBI's taxonomy places the organism in Eukaryota, Viridiplantae, Streptophyta, Magnoliopsida, Solanales, Convolvulaceae. Bases 32 to 2794 code for a protein of 920 amino acids.
UGCCUGAGCUGAAUAUCGGAAGGUGAUAGUAAUGGCCAAAACCCGAGAUCGGCGAGUAGGGCCGAGCACUAGCCGGCGGAAUGAUCGACCCGCCUCUUCGCCAAACCAGAACAACGACCUAGUAAAGUCUCGCACCAAGACUCGAGAUCGCAAGCUCAUAUCUUUCUACAUUCUUUUCUUCAUCAUAUUUCCGGCAAUAUCUGUUUUCGUAUAUAGGAAACUAUACUCUCCAGCUACUGUGGCCGAUUCUCGUAAGCCAUACCUUUACCAACACGACUUGGUCAAGCCCGACUUGAAUUAUCACGAAGUUCUCACUGAGAAUUCAAAGGUGUCUGAAGAUUCAACCGAAACUCCCCGGCAUUUUCAGAAUCCUGUACUAGCCUACAUUACGCCCUGGAAUUCAAAAGGUUAUGACCUUGCCAAGAAGUUUUGCAACAAGUUUACACAUUUGUCACCUGUUUGGUAUGAACUAAAGAGCAAAGGUACCGACUUAGUUCUGGAUGGAAGGCAUAAUGCUGAUAAAGGAUGGAUUUCAGAAAUUCGAAUGAAAGGAGAUGCUCUGAUUUUACCCAGAGUUGUUCUGGAAGCUAUCCCUAUGGAUCUUCUUAAAAGGAAGGGACAGAGGGAGAAAGCAAUAAGAAUUAUUAUAGCAGAGUGCAAGGAAAUGGAGUAUGAUGGCAUUGUUCUUGAGUCCUGGUCAAGGUGGGCAGCUUAUGGUAUCUUGCAUGAUCCUGAUGCUCGAAAUAAGGCCUUGCAGUUCAUAAGGCAACUUGGAGAAGCCAUGCAUUCUGUGAACUUAGAAAUGAAUAACAAGAAACCUCUGGAGUUAGUUUAUGUAAUAGGCCCGCCACAUUCUGAUAAGCUGCAGGAACAUGACUUUGGGCCUGAAGAUUUAAGAAGUUUGGGCGACACUGUGGACGGUUUCUCUCUUAUGACUUAUGACUUCUCAGGGCCUCAGAGUCCAGGGCCAAAUGCACCUCUGAAUUGGAUACACUCUACAUUGCAGCUUCUUCUUGGUGCUCAAGGAGUUGAUCAGAGAUUGGCUAGAAAGAUAUUCCUUGGCAUCAAUUUCUAUGGAAAUGAUUUUGUCAUUUCAGGAGGUUUAGGCGGUGGGCCUAUUAUAGCACACGAGUAUAUAUCGUUACUGGAGAAGCACAAGCCUGCAUUGCAGUGGGAGGAGAAGAGCGGUGAGCAUUUCUUCUUGUACACUGACAAUCAACAUGCCAGGCAUGUAGUAUUUUACCCGACGCUCAUGUCACUUGCAAAGCGGCUUGAGGUAGCUGCUUCCUGGGGUGCUGGCAUCUCAAUCUGGGAAAUUGGGCAAGGAUUGGAUUCUUUUCUUGAUAUUUUUAUUGGGAGGAUACUUCCACCUCAGCAACAUGCCAUCUUCCCCACCACACCAACCAAAAAACUACAAGCUUCCAUCAAUCCUCUCAGAAUCUAUAGAGAAUUCGCUGCUAAGGGGAUCAAGAUUUAUGCUAUGGAGGCUGUCAAUGCACUGAGAUUGACUCCACUUUCUGUUCUUUCUGAGAGAAGAAAUGAACCCAGAAAAAUCCCAUUGCUACCCUCUUCUUUACCAUUCAAGAGCCUCUCUUCUUCAAACUCCACAGAGGCUAUAUCAAGAAAUGUUAAAGGGGGGCUAGUGCUGCUAUCUUCUGUUAUGAGCUCUGGCUUAGCUAAAGCGCUGACAUAUGAGGAAGCCCUUCAGCAGACAACAACUAGUGUCACUGACUUCGAUCCAAGUGGGGUUAUUGAAACUGUGACCACUUUUGCCGGUGACAACCCUGUGAUUGUAGCUGGCGGCGUGGCAAUUUUGGCGGUGCCCCUUCUCGUGUCUCAGUUGCUGAGCAAGCCUAAGCCAUGGGGUGUUGAGUCUGCAAAGACUGCUUAUGCCAAAUUGGCUGAUGAUGCCAAUGCACAGUUGUUGGAUAUAAGGCCGCCUCGUGAGCUGAGGGAGGUUGGGAGCCCGGAUAUCCAGGGCUUGAAGAAGAAGCCAGUUACUGUGAGCUACAAUGGUGAGGACAAGCCCGGGUUCUUGAAGAAGCUGUCUUUGAAGUUCAAGGAGCCAGAGAACACCACAUUAUUCAUUCUAGACAAAUUUGAUGGUAGCUCGGAACUGGUUGCUGAGCUAGUUACAGAAAAUGGCUUUAAAGCUGCUUAUGCAAUUAAAGAUGGAGCGGAAGGAGCCCAAGGAUGGAUGAACAGUAGUCUCCCCUGGGCACUUCCUAAGAAAACAUUUGGUCUUGACCUGCGCAGUCUUACUGAUGCUUUUGGGGAAGGUGUUGAUGCGGUCACAGUAGGCCUUGGAGUUGCAGCAGCAGCUGGAAUAGGAGCAUUGGCGUUUUCAGAGGUAGAAACAAUUCUCCAACUGCUCGGUUCUGCUGCAAUUGUUCAAGUUUUCAGCAAGAAACUUCUGUUUGCAGAGGACAGAAAGAAAACACUUCAACAAGUUGAUGAGUUCUUAAACACCAAGGUUGCUCCUAAGGAGCUUGUUGAUGAGAUUAAGCAAAUAGGGAAGGCGCUUCUACCAACUUCGGGAAGUAGCAAGGCUCUACCUGCACCACCUACAGAGGAAAGCCCUCCUGCAGCGGUUGAAUCAGUUUCAAAUGUGAGCAUUGCAACACCACCAAAAGAAGAAGCAGCGCCUCCAGAGGCCGCUCCAGUGAUCAAUUCAGUCGCUAAAACAGAAGUUGUCAAAGAAGAAGCACCUACUGCAACCCCAAGACCGCUUUCUCCAUAUCCAAACUACCCGGAUUAUAAGCCUCCAUCCUCGCCAAUGCCUUCACAGCCAUAGAGUUGUACUCGAUAUGAUCGAUCUUCUUGCAGAUUACAGUGUCGAAGUGCGUAUAUUAGUUACACAUGCAGGUACUUGUUUGUUUGUCCAAGAAUUAUAUAUCAAAGCUAGCUACUUGUUCCGAUCCUUGCAAGAUUUUUGCUGUUAGAUAACUUUCAGCGCAAGAUCGAGCUAGAAGCUAGGAAAAUUCCCAGGCGCUACUAGGCUGGGUAGCUAGAGGCCUUGGCUUUAAUUUUCUUGAUGUCAUGUCUGCAUGUAUGUUUUACUCUAAUUUGUAUUUUCACUAUAUAUGUUUGAUUUGAUGUAGAUGUAGUAGUUCAGUGUGAACGUGAUUAUAACAUAAAAAUUACAAAUAUUAUAUAUGAUGGGAAUGAAGUCAAUAAAUGCAUGAAUUAUGAACUACA